AUGCACUGCAGUCCUUCCCCCUCCACACAUCGCGAGUCUUGCCCUCAGCGAGCUAUCGUACCACAGACACAGACAAGCAAGUGGCAGAGAAGAGCAAGUCACGUGACACAAAACAGCCCACAAGUCUUGCAACCACCAUACAUGUCUCCGACAUUGCGUUCGUACCUGCUUUCGAUCCCGCCCUAUUCAACAGUCGGCUAUGGAGGGCCUCGAGCUCAACUCGCCAAGCAGUGGACACAGGAAGGUGGCCAUUUAUCUGCUUCCGAGUACCGACAUUUGCAGUCGAUCAAAAUCGUCUUUCUCAGCAAGUGCACGCCAAUGAAUCCAAAACUUGGCGAUCCUCCAAUCACUCACUUGUACCUGCCGUCACUAUGUAACGAUGCUCUGCUACCAAUAGACGCUCAUUUGAUCAACCAGCGUCUUUACUCACUUCUGGCGUUUCAGAAAAGCCCUGCCAUUGAUAUCCAUGUGCCUGGAGCCGACCUAGAUCACGUGAUACCUAUUCUCGCCACGGAGAAGGAACAGGGCAUGACCAACUUGAGACAGGUCUUUGAGAGAUGGACAAGAGUGAGACAUAGCCAGGUGGAGAUUCCCAGCUCACCGGAAUUUGGAGGAGAUAGUGGAUUUCCACAUGACUUACCUAGUUCUCCACCGGACAUGUGA
Yarrowia lipolytica CLIB122 is the source of this 663-nucleotide messenger RNA. Lineage: Eukaryota; Fungi; Ascomycota; Dipodascomycetes; Dipodascales. The record is from RefSeq and is a predicted model, not a curated record.